UAUAUUUAUUUUUUUAAACGCUCCGCUAGGGCUCCUAUUCUAUUUACUUUUAAGAAAAAUAAUAAUUUAUACUUCUAUAAAGAUUAUAAGAGUCUUAAUAAGAUUUUUGUGAAGAAUUAUUAUUCUCUAUCUCUGAUUUUAGAAAUCUUAGAUAGGAUUUCUGGUAAUGAAUAUCUUUUUAAAUAUAAUAUUAAUAAUGUCUAUUACUGA
Aspergillus eucalypticola CBS 122712 is the source of this 210-nucleotide messenger RNA. RefSeq lists its product as uncharacterized. Lineage: Eukaryota; Fungi; Ascomycota; Eurotiomycetes; Eurotiales; Aspergillaceae. The record is from RefSeq and is a predicted model, not a curated record. The annotation marks the transcript as partial. The transcript has a single exon.